GCUUGCGCCUACAAAUAAAGAAGGAAAAAAAGAUUGCCCCUCUUUCCCAGCGCGCGAGAAAGAAAGGGGUUGUGAAGAUGGCAUUACAAACUGGGGUUUCAACGUCCAAGGUUCUCAUCCUCGUUGGAGCAGGGUUAACUGGUUCUGUUGUUUUAAGAAGUGGGCGAUUGUCUGAUUUGAUAUCACAACUUCAGGAAUUACUGAAGGGUGUGACGGAGGAGGACCUCUCUCCUACACCUUACAAGUAUGAUACUGCUGUUCUCGCCGCCCAGAUUCGGCAACUGGCUCAAGAGAUCAGGGAGUUGACAGUAUCUGGUCCUGUAACUGUCUUUAAUGGAAACUCUUCUUCUAGCGGGAAUUAUGCUUCUUACUUGAUGCCAGCAGCCGCUGUUGGAGCAAUGGGGUAUUGUUACAUGUGGUGGAAGGGAUGGUCAUUUUCUGACAUAAUGUUUGUGACAAAGCAAAACAUGGAAAAUGCUGUGUCGACUGUCUCGAAACAACUGGAUCAUGUGCACGAAGCACUGGCUUCAACAAGGAGUCAUCUGACAAAGAGGUUGGAGAAAUUGGAUUGGAGGCUGGAUGAGGAGAUCGAAACAACAAAUCUCAUAGCAAAUAAUGUGGAGGAGGUUAAGUCCAACCUUUCUCAAAUUGGUUUUGAUGUUGAAACAAUCCAUCAAAUGGUCUCACAAUUGGAAGGAAAACUCGAGGUUCUCGAAAAGAAACAGGACAUCACAAAUUCUGGACUCUGGUAUCUAUGUCAAGCUGCUGGAGACGCCAAAGACCGCAUAACCGACAAGCUCUUCCCCGUGAGUAAUUCUUUGCAGGCAAAGAAGACUGCAACGAUCAAGUAUGAGGAGAACUCCCUCAAGGGACUGCAGUUCAUCGCUGAAACUAAAGACACCAGCAUCACGGCAGUGCCAAAUGGAGUGAAGGGAAACAGCCAUGACAACGGCAGCAGUGACAAGCUUCCUGUAAGAAGAACAAGAUUGCAUAGGUCAUAUCCUGUUGGGAUGUCUUUGGCCCGAGACAUUAUGGGCUGUGAUGCAUAAUUCUGUGUGUUCUCUGAUACCAUUUUUUUGUCGAGAAGCAUUUGUGCUCUGCUUAUAAAAUAAAGCGUACAGGUUUUACAAACACUUCCAUUUGUUGUAUAAAUUGUUUGAAGAAACUAUGUCUCUUAUCAAAUCACAUAAAGUUUGCAUUUUUUUUCUCCCUUCUCA
Cucurbita pepo subsp. pepo (vegetable marrow) is the source of this 1217-nucleotide messenger RNA. RefSeq names its product golgin family A protein (DUF1664). Lineage: Eukaryota; Viridiplantae; Streptophyta; Magnoliopsida; Cucurbitales; Cucurbitaceae. The record is from RefSeq and is a predicted model, not a curated record.